UUAGUAUACCUGUUAUUUUUUUCUAUUUAUUGAAUCGUCGUACGGUAGAUAAUAAUGUUCUGUUCAAUCGAUGAUGUUCGCGUUUAUCCUUACGGUGAUAUGCACGACUGAGAGGCGCCGUAAUUUAUAGGGUACAGUAAGGUGACACAAGGUAUCGCGAAUAAAUGGUGCUCACCGGUGCCAUGGAGAGGCGAAUAAAGCUGAAAACAUUGAAUAGUCACAUUACGUGCAAGAUAUGUCGCGGCUACCUUAUAGAUGCUACUACUGUCACCGAGUGCCUCCAUACGUUCUGUAAAAGUUGCCUAGUCAAACACUUAGAAGAAAAACACACCUGUCCAACAUGCCAAAUAGUUAUUCACCAAUCACAUCCUUUACAGUAUAUCAGUUUUGAUAGAACUAUGCAGGAUAUUGUUUAUAAACUAGUUCCCGAUCUGCAAGAAAAUGAAAUCAAGAGGGAGCGAGAGUUUUAUAGAGCCAGAGGUUUGCCCUGCCCAAAAGAUGUUUUACCAAAUGCUGGAGAGUUGGAAGAAGAGAAACAGUCGGCCGAUGCUCAUGCCGAGUCUGAUUACCAUCGAGCUGAUGAGCAGGUCAAUGUCUGUUUGGAAUGUAUAAAUGCCAGCUUAAAAACAUUGAAACGAAGAUUUAUCAGGUGCUCAGCACAAGCGACCAUCACCCAUUUGAAAAAAUUCAUUGCCAAGAAAGUUCUUAAUGGAAUGGAACAAUAUCGUGAUAUCGAUAUCCUGUGCAAUGACGAACUUCUGGGCAAAGAUCACACGUUAAAAUUUGUCUAUGUAACAAGAUGGAGGUUUCGAGAUCCACCUUUAAGGCUACAAUACAGGCCUCGCAUAGAUAUCUAAACUAUCUUUUGGUGUGUAGAAAAAACUGAAUUUAAGCAGCUUUGAUUGGAGCCCCAUUCCGAUCUAUCAACCAACUUGCGUGCUUAAUAUACAGCUUUUAUUUAUGGAUACAAUGUAUGAAUUAUAUUUUAGGUGCAUUUUCCGUGCUAACAGAAUGAGUAAAAAAAAAAAAUAGGUAUACUUUAUUUUCACGGGCGAGAAACAAAUAUAUUUUAGCCAGUUCAAAAGCAAAAAAUGCAUUGAAAAAAAAAACUAUCAAAAUAGCAACUAAGCGCAAUACCUUAUAUCAAAUAUCAAUUCUAUUUGAAAGAAAUUCACGCACGUGUGUAUUUUUAUAUUUUAGUGUAAAAUCAUCGAUCAUUUAUCAUUCGCACGUUCUAAUCGUCAUUCGAAAUUUUGUACGUCAAUUCAGCAAUCGACUCUUCAUCAUAAUCUAAAAUAUCUACCCAUUUUGAAAGGUUUUUUAUUCUUCUUUUUUGAAAAAACAAAUAAAUAACAGAUUACUAUCUAGACGCAUUCAGCUGCGGUAGGCCGUUUAUAUAUAUUUACUUUUUUUAAAUAAUCAUAUUGGACGCUUGUUACCGACCAAAAGGUUGAAUAUUUGGCCAAGAACGAGUCAGAGUCAAUGUGAAUGUAUAUUUUCAAUAUAGGGUUGAAUCGCAAUCUACUAAAAGUUUGAAAACGAUAUACUGUACAGUCGUUAAUGAUAUCAGCGUAUUAAUCGUAAUUAUUAUCGUUUAUGUUUAAACUUUAUUAGAUAUUGAUUCUUAUUUGUCUUAGCCAGUACUAAUUCCAGACCAAACAAGAUUCAGAAAAUAUUAUCGUCGUCUUAAUUGUACUAUAAUAUGUUUAGAUUUUAGGUGGUAGCCCAUAAAAGAGUUUUUAAAUAUUCUAGGAAUAAAUAAUAUGAGUUACGUUCAUUGAUUCCAAAUAUGUUUUUAAAGAUGGAGAUUUAGUUUGAAAACUAGUAAAAUUUUUUGAAAAAAUAACAUGUACAUGUGGCUGGUACGGAAAGCAUUGUAGUUUCAGAAAUUAAAAUACAAGUAUUUUUAACUGGGAACCAGAUAUAUCAGAUACGUAUACGUGAUAUAAUAAUGCCGAUCUGAAUUUAUAUUUUUCGAAGCAUUGAAUUUGCCGCAUGCUAUUGUACACGUGCUACGUACACACCUGCAUACCUUGGUGUGAAUCGCAUUGAUAAAUUUCCUUAUAAACUGCAUAUAGAAUGAUGCACCUCCAAUUGCGUCAUCUGUCACAAAUUUUUAUGUGACAAAUUAUGAAAACCGAUCCCAUUUUACGGUAAUGUGAGAUCAGUGUAUAAUAUAUAACUUCCCGUUUAAGAUAUAUCUUCUACCUGAUUGUACAUAGAAUAUUUUUGACAGAACUCUGGAACUAUCUACUGCUUUAAAUAGACUAAUUGUUAAAAUAAGUGGACUAGUAUAAAAAAAAAAAUCUCGGACGUCGUAACUUUUUACCUUUGUAUGUUCAUGCGCCAUGUAAUGUGGUUUAUUUCUUUAUUUCACUCAAUACAAAAGUAAAAUGAAAUGUUUCAAAAUCAGUCGGAGACCGAAAAAAAAUUUGCUAAAUCUCACUGUACGAAAUUCGAUCGACCAUUUGAGAGGAGUGAAAGUAGCUGAACCGUACCUAAGAAUUUGAAUAGUUUGAGUGAAAUAUAGAAUAAUAGAUUGCCGCUUGUAGUAGGUGAACUCAAUUAGUUCUAGAUAACGAUUAAAAACAGAGUGUGAUUGUACAUAUUGUUAGGUAAACCAAGCAACUUUGCUAAGUAGUAGUAUAUUCGAUUAUACUAAUGCUUAAAAAUAUGUUGUACACACGUGUAUGUAUCACCAUAAAUUAUUAAAUAAAUAUGUUUUGUACAGUAAA
Athalia rosae (coleseed sawfly) is the source of this 2735-nucleotide messenger RNA. RefSeq names its product polycomb group RING finger protein 3 (gene l(3)73Ah). Gene Ontology annotation, cellular component: PRC1 complex. The record is from RefSeq and is a predicted model, not a curated record. Gene Ontology annotation, biological process: regulation of transcription by RNA polymerase II. NCBI's taxonomy places the organism in Eukaryota, Metazoa, Arthropoda, Insecta, Hymenoptera, Athaliidae. The coding region runs from base 165 to 857 and encodes 230 amino acids. The transcript has 5 exons.